Messenger RNA from Danio rerio (zebrafish), 1579 nucleotides. RefSeq names its product serine hydrolase like (gene serhl). NCBI's taxonomy places the organism in Eukaryota, Metazoa, Chordata, Actinopteri, Cypriniformes, Danionidae. The record is from RefSeq and is marked validated.
AACAACUUGUAUUAUGAAAAAUUGCUCUGUCAGGAUACGUUUAGCUCACACUAUAUGGUGAACUUCAAGAGCAGGCGAUUUGUAUCCCUCGACGGGGUUUAAACUGCAAUUCAUAAGUGUGAGAAUGCUUCCUGCCUUUAUGAGCCUAAGACACUUUACCACAACCACAAUGAGAAGAGCAGCGUCUGAAUUCCGAAUGCCCGUCCCAUGGGGAGAGCUGAGAGGUCAAGUUUGGGGUCCUUCUCAUGGUCGUCCUGUGCUUUGUUUGCACGGUUGGGCUGACAACAGCGGGACGUUCAAUACCCUGGUUCCUUUGCUUCCUAAUGACUGGAGAUUUGUAGCCAUUGAUUUUCCAGGUCAUGGUCUCUCAUCUCAUAGGCCUGAUGGAUGCUUUUACGCCUUCCCUUUUUAUGUGGCCGAUGUUCGACGAGUUGUUGAAGCUCUUCAGUGGAAGCGAUUCUCUAUAAUUGGACACAGUAUGGGUGGAAAUGUGGCAGGAAUGUUUAGCGCCUUGUACCCAGAGAUGGUCGAAUCUGUUGUCCUCCUUGAUACUUACGGAUUCCUUCCAACAGAAGUGACUGACAUGUUUACAAACAUGAGGAAGGGGAUAAAUGAUCAAAUCCAGUAUGACAACAUGGCCAAUGAAAGGAAGGAGAGGGUCUACACGUAUGAGAAAGCCAAAGAAAGGUUGAAGGUUGCAAACCCAUAUCUUUCCGAUCAGUCUGCGGAUAUUCUGUUAGAGCGAGCAGUUCGAGAGGUUGAUGGAGGAUUUGUAUUCACCAGAGACUUCAGAAUCAACCUGAAAAACAUUAUAUAUAUUAAUAUCGACCAGUGCCUCCAUGUGCUGUCGCAAGUAAAAGCCAAAGUGAUGCUGCUGCUGGCAAAGGAUGGUCUGUUUAAAACCUUUACUCUACCUGAUGGAUAUGCUGAUAGGAUCUGCAAGAGCUGGACCGAUCAAAAAGCCACCUUUGUGGAAGUGGAAGGCGACCAUCAUGUUCACCUCAACAACCCAGAGGCUGUGUCCUCCGUAAUCACUGACUUCCUUCAGCCUCAAAGUCCUGACCAAACCGAGAGCCAAUCAGGCAAUCAGACUUCCAGAUUAUAACACACACACACACAUCCAUACAUAUACUAAAUACUCACACUCUUAACUCUGCUUUUUGAGAUUUGUUUUUAAAUCUAUAACAAACCUCACAUGUAUUUUCUCAUAUUACAGAAGGUUUUUAUAAUAGCUAUUAUGAACAAAUGCCAUGUUUUGCACUUAUCUUGCAUCUUCCAGUUUUAAGACAUCAUGGUGCUUUUUUUGUGGUGUGAUUGGAGUUAAACUCGCUGAAUAUAUUGUUUUGAAACUUUUGAGAUUAAUAUUUUGGCUUCUCUAUAAACGUCAGCAUUAAUAUCUUUGAUUCAAGUAGCCUCUUUAUAUUUAAAAUAAUUAAAUGCUGCUGACAUACAUUAAUCAUCGUCUUCAUAAACUUCAAAAAAAGGUCAUUUUUUAUGGAUUACUCGAGCUGUAUGCAAUACAUUCAAGAGGAAAUUUGUGGAAUGUCUAUUAAUGUUAUUAAACAUUAACAGUCUGUUC